Suillus fuscotomentosus is the source of this 9105-nucleotide messenger RNA. RefSeq lists its product as uncharacterized. Lineage: Eukaryota; Fungi; Basidiomycota; Agaricomycetes; Boletales; Suillaceae. The record is from RefSeq and is a predicted model, not a curated record. The transcript has 9 exons. The coding region runs from base 1 to 9105 and encodes 3034 amino acids.
AUGCCUGAAGAUUCGACGGAAUAUAUCAUUAAUCACGUUUUUUGCCCCCUCAAAUUACCACAAGCAAGCGAUCAUACCCUUGAGAACGAGUUGGCCUUAUCUCUGGCGGUAUUGGAUGCUGCUCAAGCUUUCAACAAACAGCUACCGUCCGAUAAGCAACAGCUUUGGGCGAGCAGCUUUAAAAUGCUCCAGAACCUUCACCAUUCAAUCAGAUUCAGCGACAUGUCCCCAAAGGAAGUCCAAACUCAGAUUAAUGCCAUGAACAACAAAGACGUCUUGGUAUUUAUGAUUCGCGCGCAAAAUGCUGCGGUGGUCAUGAGAAAACUUAAAUCUGAAACCAUAUUCGAAUCAUUCGAGAUCUCUCCUGACCCCACCGCAGUGAUGGGUGCAAAGGGAAAGCUGAUCUGUUCGUAUCCUGGACCUGCUAUCACGGUCCCAGACACAAUUGUCAAUGACGCUACCUUUCCUGCCGCGCUGGCGAAUUUUCUCACACGCAUGGAUCAUGAUGUCCUUGAUGCGGCAGCGACGAGGAAAAAAGCUGAUUCCACUGUUCCCGAAGAGAGGGAUACAACUCAUCCCCGGUAUAUCACCGAACUCCUGACUGGUAUACUCCGUGGCCUUGGGAGCAUUGCUGAUGUUCCUCGCAUCCGCAAGCGCAUCGGAGAUGACACGACUCUGGAGCGCAACGCUCUCGGACGAACGACCUAUAAAUCAUUCUUAUUGUUCCUGAUGGCUAGGGUCACAAACCUCGCUAUCGACAAUAACUUGUCGAAUGACAUCCUACACUUCAUGUCGGCAAAGAUAGCACGACGUCUUUUCAAGCUUGGAACCUCUGCUUCUCUAGAGUUAUCACAUAUGGUCGUUACAGUCACGAGUGAAGUCAAGCGUAUCCUAGAGGGAACGAUGGAAAUAUGUUCAAGGCGUGCGACAAACCUCACCUCAUUGGGCUCCCGAGACCCUCUCGGUCUCGCAGGAUACUCACCUUUCCUUGAACACGAGUCGAGACAUUCGUCUUCCACAUCAGCAUCGUUCGAACCCAGUCACCACGCACGCGGCACAAUUGAUGAUUUCCUUGACGCUGAUGCAAGCUUCCUGAUAGCUUCUCAUGCUACAGAAUCAUCCCUUUCCUUAAUCGACUUCGAGACGGUCGUUAGAUCAGGCAUUGAUGACUGGGUAGCGCGUAUUUCACUUCAGAGCAUCGAUUCAGCAUGUAUCUCAAUUGAGGCAUGUGCCUCCGCAUACUCCUCGCGAGCGCUGGAAACUUACAAAGGAAACCCGGAGGAUACGUCAAUCAUGCUUCUUACUCUUUUCGAGCUCUGGGUCGCCAUGGAUAAGGUUGUUCUUAAACAAAUCCCCCUCUUGGCAAACUAUCCCCCUGAAGUUCCAUCGACCCUUUGGAUGAAUCUCCUGAUCCGGCAAUCCUCAGCCCUUGAUCGUUUAAGGAAGUUGUGCGCCUACUUGGAAGAACGUGAUUUCCGGGCUUCCAACCGUCUGUCGGUAUUCUCGUCCACCAACAAUAACGGAUCGUUUGCAGUGCAGUAUUUUUACCAGACAUCCAUGUUGCAAAAUUUGAAGCAGGAAAUCGAGGCAGAUGCUCAGAAGGAGCGGGACAAGAAGUUGGCUGAGCUUCGGACCCUCAACGAGAGGUACGGUGAGCUCCAGAGGAGCGCAGCAAGCUUAUCACAUGAAUACCAUGUCAACUCCUGGGGUCACGAGUACCACUAUCGGUGGUGUAACAAAUGUGACCUGGAGCAGCAGAUGCGAUCCAUGACCAUUGCAGUUCAUGAGUGGCCACUACCGCGGCAUGAACAGCAAGCGAUCACGGUUGUGUUCGAGCUAGCAUGCCCCAUUGCGUUUGACAUGUGGAGAUCUUUGACAUUCCAUGUUCUCGUUGACAUCUGCACUCCAGAACAGAUUUUUCCCACUCCCCCCUUCAUUACGCUGCCUGAUUAUGGCGCCUUACAGCAAUACCGCAAAUCUCAUCCAAGACAAAGGCUGACUUUGGCGUCAGAAGCCAAACCUUUCGCUAUGUGUCAUUACCAUUACCAAAAUAUUCCCACGCAUGCCGACCUCAUCUGUGUGAACAACGGUCUCGUAUAUCAACCUUUCGAUAUAACCACAGAUGCAUGGACAGCCGACGCACUGCUGCACUGGAAUUCUAGUAAACUUUGCACUUUCAUUCUUCCCAGGGGGCCAUACUAUGAUCUGCAGCAGUACCUCGCAGGAACGUCGCACACCUCAAAUGAGGUUAUCGCCAAUCAGGCAGAUUGUCACAAGGACAUGGCCAUUCACGAAUUUAUCGCCUUCGGAGUCUUACGGAGUGGGCCGCUACUGCAAUGGAUGAAUGUGCUACGUGAACUCCGUGCGAGGACGCUCAAUUUUCGAUGCGAAGAAGUCCAUUUAUUAUUCGCGCAAGCCGUCUCACAAGUUGGCCCAAUUUCCAAGUCAUCUAAUGAGAGCCUUCCGUGGCACGAGGAGCUGAAUAGCAUACCAUUUCUUAACGCACUGCUCGGAGAGCUCGAGUCCUUGAUUGCGAACGUCGAAGAAAAUUGGCUGGAAGGCGUCACGAUAAGCAUUAUCAUCAUGAUUGUGUGCCGUGUCUUGUCCUCGACACAGGAAAAGAGUAUCAAAAGUCGGGGAUAUUUGUUGCUUCGAAGGAUACGAACAGCGACCUUUACGUUUCUGGAACAGCUUUCACAGAAAAUGCAAGCCAGUGACGACGAGAAGGUUAGUCGGGAUUUGCAAGGACGACUUCGUGAUAUGGCCAUCACCUGUCGGAGCACUUUUGGUGUUGACGAAGAUCCUUUGCUGCUCUUUACAUCAAAUGACGACAUCAAGGUAUUUGUGUACUGUGGGGUCACGAUUUACGACAAUACUCCAAGCCACCUGGACAAUCUAUCACAACAUUCCAAGCUACUGCUAGAACGAGACAAGAGAUGCUGCCACGCAUCGGAAGCCGCUGUUCGUCGAUAUGUAGAGAAUCACAGGGAAGGUCUCGAUUCUGCGGUGAAAGCAAUAUGGGGCAGCUACAGACAAGGAACUUCUUGGAAGACCCUGCCGGCUCCGUGCUCUCGUUGGUUUGUGACGAAGACGGCACCUUCUGGUUCUCAGUCGCCGCAAACUGUGCAUUAUAACUUAAUUGAUGGGUGUUUGCUUGUUGAUGGGAAGCGGCUGGGUAGGCUUCCAUCGACUAUAGUGCAACAUCCCACAUAUCAGGCAAUUUUCGGUGAUCAAGUUCUGGAUAUUGUUCCAGCUGAUAUUUCUGGAAUGGAGUAUGCGACACGCGGGAACCCUUACGGCUAUCAGGUGUCUUUUUCUCUCCGCGACUCAAACGACCUCAUUAUCCGUGCGAAGCAUAUCAAACAAGACUCGCCUAACCUUCAACUCAUUCCGAGCCAGAAAUUUGUGGGGGACCUACCGACGACCUUGAUAGAAAACCAUACUCAUUGGCUUAACCUGGACGCAUACAAAAUAGAGAUUCGGCCAGCAGAACGUGCGUGGCAGUCUUCACGUGACAAUUGGGUCCUGGAAUUUGCUGUUUCGGGCCCCUCGACGCUGCAGAAUGCCAGCGGUGCCACUCUUCUCGACGUACGUAGCCCCACGUGGGACAUGAUCUCCGAGAGAAUGCGUCCUCUGGAAGACGCCUGCAACAUGAUGGUCACAUACAACAAGGGCUCCAGUAACACGCAAUUGUUGAAGGCUGAUUUACCCCGAUAUGGUCUGGAAUUCUUCGUCAAUGAGGAUGGGGAACUGCAGUCCCGUAACCUGCGCAACAUGGUCGUUGAUGGCAUUCAGUCUACUGGAACGAUGUUGGGAUUGGUCAAUCAACUCAUCAUGCGUCCGAAGUCGCAAAUCAUGGAUGAGCAUCCCCGUACCGUCAUCAUCCCAUAUGGUCGUAUCUCAUACGCUGUUAAUGAGCAUCACGUCCAGGUUACCAUUACGAGUAAAGGCCCCCGAGUGGCGUAUCACUUGUACAGGGUUGACACAGAUCUAUGCUGUCUUACUGGGCGUGUAGGUUUGACGAACAAGCUCUAUCAAGCACUUCUCCACGCUGUUACUAGCAGCUGUCUCCCUGAUCCCCUGACGGGUCGAACAGGAACAGAGGAAGCGUUGCAUCUCAUGCAUUCUGCGGCUUGCCGGUCUUUUAUGAAGCUUCACCCUCGCGAUAUAUAUCUUUUGCGCGAGAUCAGUUCGUUGUCAACCAUGCGCGUAUGGUAUCCCACACAUCUUCAGAAGAUGCAGACAGUCUCAUGGUCGUGUCUUUCACCCCUCGCACAACACCACGGUUUCCAUCCAGCUGCAAAAUCUAUUAUGGAGUACGGCAAGCAACUUGCAGCUUUCUCCGAAGGGUCUUCAGACCUCAGUCUUACAUUUCAUCUUCCUCCAUUCACCAACCACCUUCUCGAGCGUGCAUCCAUCCGUGCCUCUGCGGUCUACCCUGACCAGUUUUCUCUUCCAAUUCUCCUCAGUGACACAGAUGUCGUCUAUGCUUCACGCGAUGUACCCGAUAAAAAUGCAGAAGAGAGGGCGUUUAAUACCGCCUUCAUGACACUCCAGUGGCCACACGAACUUCCGGUGCAACAGAAUAUCCUCAGUUUGUUGACUCGGUGGAAGAACGUCCAGGGCAUUGGUGAACCAUCGUUCAGCUUGCAAUAUUCCAAAUCUUGGCUUCAGCCAUUCCACCACAUCUUCCUUUCUGCAUAUGACCACUGUCGCAGUGCUACGAAGGACGAUACAUUCCAGCUCGUCUUCACCCUAGCUUCAGUGUCGUAUGGCUUGUUGGAUGAGCAUGCACUCGUCCCAACACUCCUAGCCUUCGCUACUGUUCCCAACAUUCGCACCCUGGGUGACCCACCGGAGUUUGCGUCGUAUAAUCUCUCGGAUGGUUUUAUGCCUUCCAGUGUAGUGUUGGACAGCAUCAUCAGUUCGUGUGUCAAAGACUAUGAGACCAGCCAAGAGAGAUACCUACCUGCAAGGAGAGGGGAAGAUGAAAAGGCUCUUGGGAUACGUCGUUAUUCAGCUUUUGAAGAUAGGCGUCGUUCUGAAAAGGAUCUCAUUCUUCAUACCGUUCAGGAUGCUUGGCCGCGCGAAAAUCCUCCGGCUCUGAAUACGCUGCAAGCGAACUGCUACGAUCUCAACGAACUGUUGGGGGAACUUCGCCCACUAUACCGCAGCUGUUGGGCAAACCAUUGUCUGAAGCAACACUUGGAUGUCCUGCAAGAGACCCUCAACUCGUUCCAUGCCACUCAUGCCCCGUCGAAACUACCCUCACAAUACGAUCUUGAUCCCCACCUUCAAAGUUCGGUUGUUGCUUCACCAGCCUCAUUCGUUAAUGCCAAUCACCUCUUCGCUAGAAAUCCGCCUGUUAUAUGCAUGAAUGGGUCUUCCUAUGUUCUGCCCAAUUCCGAUCAGAGAGAUUUGGUAUUUUAUUUAUUUUUAUAUUUUUAUAUUUUAUAUUUUCUAUUUUUUGGAGAUUUGGUAUCUCCAGACACCAUAGUCACAGCGAAGUUGCAGCAGCUUAUCAACGGCUUUCGCGACCGAGCAAGCAACAAGUUCCGCCGUAACUACGCCAAUGAUCUGGACCAGAGCAGGCUGGUAUUUUGCGAAGAAAAGAUUGUUGCCUUACCAUAUUCUGCGCCAUACACGAUGGAAGUACUGCGAGAGUACCAUUCUCUUCAUCGCCUGCAAUUCCAAGAUGCACUCGAAUCUAUCGUACGCAUCCUCUCCCCUGUCUCUCCCGCCGAGAAUGCGUUAUACAAUGCUGGAUUGUGGCCUCGAGUCACACCAAAUCUCCUCUUCGCUCGCAUGGCUUCUGCAUCGGGAUGUCGUUUGGAGACGGAGUGGCGUACAGCUCUUGUCUCCCUGUCGCAGAUGCUUUUACGACUGCAACGUUCGAGAAGGCUGUUUAUAUUUGCCGCUAGCAAGAACUGGGGCGAAUUUUUCAAGGAAUUGGACAAUGAAGAAUGCGAGCGAUCUGAUUCGCAGCUGUACCCGGAUUGGCUUCUCAUACAGAUUGAGAGUCAGUUCUUGGCACGGCCUGUUCAAAUGAAGGUUGCGCGGGAGAUGAUAGCACCCCACGAGGGGCGAAAUACUUCUCUCCAACUGAACAUGGGCGAAGGGAAAUCCUAUGUGAUCGUUCCUCUCGCAGCAGCUGCGCUUUCCGACGGCCAUAAACUGGUUCGAGUAAUCGUGCUGAAGUCGUUGUCUACUCAAAUGUUCCAGCUCCUGGUUGAACGACUAAGCGGCCUUGCGCAGAGACGCAUCUUCUAUAUUCCAUUCUCCCGCUCUCUUUCCAUCGAUUCAUCGAAGGUUCAAAUGUAUCGUAACCUGAUGCAAGAAUGCAUAGACACCAAGGGCAUCUUGCUCGUGCAACCAGAUCAUAUCCUGUCAUUCCAGUUGAUGGCCGUUGACCGUCAGCUACUCCAGUCUGAAGCUGCUGAAGAUAUACUGCAGACUCAGCUGUGGCUCGAUAAUCAUACACGCGAUAUCCUAGACGAAAGUGAUGAAAUUUUACACGUUCGCUACCAACUGGUGUACACCGUCGGCCUGCAAAGGUCGCUUCAGGGGCAUCCUGACAGGUGGACGACUACGCAACAAGUGUUGAGUCUUGUCACAAAGCACGCUACUCGACUCAUCAGUAAAUUUCCCUAUCACUCAGAAGUGUCUAUUCGCAAGCACGGUGCAUUCCCCUUCAUUCGAGUUCUGCACCCCACAGCAGGCGAAGAACUGGUCCAAUGGAUCGCACAGGAUGUCAUUCACAGCGGGGCACUUGACAACAUCAGCUUCGAUCAAGCUCCUGACCGCAUCAAACAAGCAGUCCACCAGUUCAUUGCAACUGAGAAUGUAUCCAACAUCGAUACCAGCUUGGUGACGGAGCACUAUAGAGACACCACUGUCUGGCCUGGUCUUUUAGUUUUGCGUGGACUACUAGCAUGUGGUGUCUUGGUGUAUGCCCUCAGGGAACGUCGCUGGCGCGUGGACUAUGGCCUUGCCCCCCAACGAACGAUGUUAGCUGUUCCAUUCCGCGCUAAAGACAUGCCCUCGCUGCGGGCAGAAUUCGGCCAUCCAGAUGUUGCUGUCACUCUUACGUCCCUAUCAUACUACUAUGCGGGCCUCACACUCCAGCAGUUGAUGUUAUGCUUCGAGCUCCUGCUGAAGCAGGACAAUCCUGCUCUCGAGUAUGAAUCCUGGGUAAUUGGACUUCCCUCCGUCCCAGAAAGUCUACGGCGCCUUAACGGAAUCAACACGGAAUCCACAGACCAGCUAAAUGACCUUCGGCAACUGUUCGCAACCAACAAGGCAGUUAUAGAUUUUUACCUGUCUCGAGUUGUUUUCCCCAAGGAAGCCAAGGGUUUCCCCAGUAAGCUCACCUGCUCCGGAUGGGAUCUCGCCCAAGAAAAGAAUCAUCUCACAACCGGCUUUUCUGGUACAAAUGACAAUCGAUAUCUGCUACCAAGCUCAAUUGUGCAGCGCGACCUUGACUACCAACGCAGCACGAAUGCUCGAGUCCUAGCCUUUCUUCUGCGCCCGGAAAAUGAUCACUACGAAGGCAUACCACCCGGCCAAAGCGUGCAUAACUUCAUUAAUACUCUCGUCACAAAAAACCCCGAGGUCCGCGUGCUCCUAGAUGUGGGGGCGCAGAUGCUGGAAUUGAGGAAUAAAGAGUUGGCCGAAGCAUGGCUUAGAGCCACUUCCAACGCCAAAGCUGCUGUCUUCGUGAAUGACGACGAUGAACUCGUUGUUGUCAGUCUGGAUGGGAGGAUCGAGCCCCUUGUGUCGUCCCCUUUCGCACAGCAGCUUGACCAAUGCGUAGUGUAUUUAGACGAUGCCCAUACGAGGGGAACAGACGUCAAGCUGCCUCACGGUUUCCGAGCUGCUGUCACGCUUGGCCCCAAAGUUACGAAGGAUCGCCUAAUGCAAGGAUGUAUGCGAAUGCGCAAGCUGGGCAAUGGGCAAUCAGUCAUGUUCUUCGCUCCAGCUGAGGUUGACCGGAGCAUUCGUUCGGCAACUCAGAAAGCUGAUGACGACCCUGUCAAUGUGUCAGAUAUCUUGCACUGGGCGAUGCUUGAAACUUGCAAUGAUAUUGAGAUGCGCACACUAUCCUGGAUCCAACAACGAUCAGAUUUCAAUACACGGCAUUCCGCAUGGACUCAAUUCUCGCACACCUCUACCGCUUCAAUUUCUACCCUAGAGACAGCCUGGUUGCAGCCAGAGGAACGUUCAUUGGAGGAAUUGUAUGCGCCACGCAGUUCUUCCGAGGUAUCGCAGGGUUUCGAUUCAGACAUCCAAAGGAAGUGCGAGGAGCUCGGAAUUCUAUCAGUUCACAAAAGGAGCAUGGACGAGGAACAAGAAAGGGAGGUGAUCCAUGAGGUAGAGAGAGAACGUCAAGUGGAAAGACCGCCCAAGGUCGAACCCGCAAAGCCGAACAUGCAUGCACACGUUCAUCAAUUCGUGAAGUUUGGCCAAAUUGCCGCAGAUUCUCCCGCGUUCAUUCAAGUGCUAUCCAGCCUUGUUGACACUACUGCUGAAUUUGAUGAGCGCGAUCAGUGGGCACACAAUGUUUUAGUCACCCGCGACUUCGCUCAUACGGUCAACUCUGGUACCCAAAAAGUGGAUGAUUAUCUGCGGCCCGUCAACUGGAUUGUAUCCAGUAACGUUGGCCACCCAAUGCUGGUAGUCAUGAGCCCGGAUGAAGUGAACGAACUACUACCUGAUAUCCGCACGAGCAAGGUAGUUCACCUGUGUGUCUACACUCCUCGCAUCAUACAAACAAUGCAGGCAUGCGACAACCUUCAACUCUAUUGUGUUCCUUCGGCCCCACGGGUGACACCAUCGCAACCGCUGAUUUGCCAGCUCAAUCUUUUUGCGGCCCAGCUCUAUUUCUCCGAUUACGACAUGUAUCUGCACACUUGCAGCUUCUUAGGACUCAAUGCGCCGGAUUUGAAGGGAGAGGAUUUGGUAGCCGACAACGAUGGGUUCAUCAAGAUAGACAAUCGCCCUUUUGCGAGACUAUCAUGCAUGUUCGAGCGAUCCCAGCUUCCUCCAUUGAGGAAGUUGUUCGAGAUGAGAAGAAAAGGCAUGGGAUGCUCAAUGGCCGCAUUCUGA